CCCGAAACUCUUCCACCCCUCCACAUCCCAUACUGUGCCGCAAACCACCAAUAUGUGCAAACACAUUCUCAACGCACAGGUCUCCAUCCGCUCGCCCUGCUGCAAGCAGUGGUUCGACUGCGCCGAGUGCCAUGCCGAGACACAGGACCACAACCUAAAGCAAACCAUGGAAAUGGUUUUCGCAUGUAAAAAGUGCAAAAAAUGCUUCCGCAAGGAUAUGAACGAGUUCGAGGACAGCGACGAAUACUGCCCGCAUUGCGACAAUCACUUUGUUAUUGAGGCGAAAGAACCAAAGGCGCGAUUGGAGGUGGAAGGAGAGGACAUCAGAAAAGAUGCUAGGAUGAUCAAGGACGAGCGUGUGAAGCCUAAGCCUGACCUAACCAUAUGGGAUGAUGAAUUGGAGGCUGCUAGAUUGGGCUGAGGAGGCGGGAAUGCGACCGCACACAUUCUACGAGUCCGACGAAGAGCGGAUGGGAUAGAAGGCUCCGGUCGAGUGAGAUCGAGCAUACUAUGCUACAGGCAAGAUAUGCUGCACAGAGGGCGCAUGAUCGCACCGUGCUGCUAUCACAACCUUGGAACAUUCGCAAGCACUACCGCCGCGACAGUCUCGAGCCGGACAGAUUUAACAGCAAAACCUGUACAAUUCGACUUGUGUUUUCAACUUAGCGGAGCUCUUCAUCUACCAAAAUAGGUACGUCGAGCAAGCUGCACCGAGAUGAGACUGGAGUCAUACGCUCUCGCUAUCACCACUGCCUUUGCCCUUCAGCAGCCACAUUCUCCCACUGACGCGAAGUCCAAACGCAUCAACUGCCCAGAUCAGCCCGGC
Messenger RNA from Cercospora beticola, 826 nucleotides. RefSeq names its product CHY zinc finger protein. Gene Ontology annotation, cellular component: mitochondrial intermembrane space. NCBI's taxonomy places the organism in Eukaryota, Fungi, Ascomycota, Dothideomycetes, Mycosphaerellales, Mycosphaerellaceae. Gene Ontology annotation, molecular function: zinc ion binding. The record is from RefSeq and is a predicted model, not a curated record. Gene Ontology annotation, biological process: protein import into mitochondrial intermembrane space.